Messenger RNA from Trachymyrmex septentrionalis, 844 nucleotides. Its product is annotated as 60S ribosome subunit biogenesis protein NIP7 homolog. Gene Ontology annotation, cellular component: nucleus; nucleolus; preribosome, large subunit precursor. Gene Ontology annotation, biological process: ribosome assembly; ribosomal large subunit biogenesis. The transcript has 4 exons. Gene Ontology annotation, molecular function: RNA binding. The coding region runs from base 116 to 658 and encodes 180 amino acids. NCBI's taxonomy places the organism in Eukaryota, Metazoa, Arthropoda, Insecta, Hymenoptera, Formicidae. The record is from RefSeq and is a predicted model, not a curated record.
CGUGUCUCUAAUAGUUCCCACAUGUGUUUGAGAUGUGAAAUGUGAAUGAAGAGGUACGUGGAGCUUUUAAAGGAAAUAAAUAAAUAAUUUAUUUUAUCUCCUAUAUAUUCUAAAGAUGAAGCGUUUAUCAGAGGAGAAAACAAAACUUGUAUUCGAAAAGCUAACUAAGUACAUUGGCACUAAUGUAAAGAACUUGAUUGAUCGACCAGAUGGUAUUUACUGCUUUCGGGAGAAAAAGGAUAGGGUGUAUUAUGUGUCGGAAAAAAUUUUAUCGUUAGCAAAUAACGUAGAAUCUGAUCAUCUGUUAAGUUUAGGCACUUGUUUUGGCAAAUUCACAAAAUCAGGAAAGUUCAGGCUACAUAUCACUGCGUUACAUUAUCUAGCGCCUUACGCACAACACAAAAUUUGGGUAAAAUCUUCGGCGGAGCAACAGUUUCUCUAUGGAAAUCAUAUUAUGAAAUCUGGUCUCGCUCGUAUAACAGAAGGUACUAAUCAAUAUCAAGGUGUUGUUGUAUUUUCCAUGAACGAUUUGCCACUGGGAUUUGGCAUUGCUGCAAAAAGUACAGCUGAUUGCAAACACGCAGAUCCUGUAGCAGUAAUUUGCUUUCAUCAAGCAGAUAUUGGAGAGUACAUUCGUUCGGAAGACACAUUACUGUGACAAAAAUUUACAUCUGUUCUUUUUUUUUUAAAGAAAAAAUAUAUCUAAUUUGUACAGCAAGUUUGCUUAUUUUUUUUGCAUCUUAUAAUUUAGAUGUCUGUGAUUCAUGUAAUAUUACAUAUUGACGAAUUGAUAAAGUUAAGGAUUGCUCCUGUACAUUUAUCCUAUAAUAUGUGUAUGUAUACU